This is a messenger RNA of Stylonychia lemnae, 1578 nucleotides long. The record is from the annotation of a GenBank genome assembly. NCBI's taxonomy places the organism in Eukaryota, Ciliophora, Spirotrichea, Sporadotrichida, Oxytrichidae.
AUGAAAGCUUAGUUUUUAAUUAUCCCAGUUCUUUUUUAUGGAUUGAUAUCUGAAGGCCUAGCAUAAGAAAUUAUCUAGGAAGAUCUCCCACUCUAGGUUUCACAUGAUCAUUACUUGGAUUUCCCUCUAAGUAAGAGAGAUUUUGCCAAUUGGAGAGCUCUGGGCACAACUGUGAUUCAUAAGAAUAAAGUGGUAAUUGUGCCUUAAUCUAAGGAAGCAAAGGGAAUGUUUUACACUGCUCACACCAAUCCAUUCCCUUAAGCUUGGAUUGCAGAUAUUGAGAUCAAUAUAGGCAAUACUGCUCAAACAUUCAGACCAGGCAGUAUCCUUGGAAUAUACUAUGUUAGGGAUGUAGAUCUUACUAUUCAUUAAGACCAGCAAGCUGAGUAUUCUAAGAUGUUUAAUGGCUUGGGCAUAUUCCUAAACACUCUUCAUCAUAAUCAAACUGCUGAUCGUAAACUAGCCCAGAGUAUUUCGAUGAUCGUAAGCGAUGGGCGCAAGAUACAAACUCCAAUAAACUGGAAGAAUGUGUGCUUUAGAAAGUAUAAAAACUAACCUGAGAAUUCUUACUUCAAAAUGAGACUUAAAUUCGAGAUGAAUUUGAUUACUCUCUCUACCUAUGACAUUUAGACAAAGGAGUUUGAGUAAUGUGUGUAGCAACCGAUAGAUGAUUCUUUCGCCUUCAAUGGAUACUUUUUAUUCGGAGGUAGUAGCGGGCUGAAGACUCAAGAUCACAUCUAUCUUAGGAGUUUCAAACUCUAUGCUGCUCACAAUAUUGCAGAGAACUAACACUUCUAACAAGCUAGAAAAACAAAAGCCACCUAUUUGGAAACCAAAUAGCUUUAUCAAGAAGCUCUGAAGAAUAUCUUCAACUAAUUAAAAAAGAAUGAAAUAGAUGAUUCAAAUCAUUAAAACCUUACCUAACUCUACAAUUUGAUCCCAGUAACACAUAUGAACUUGACUCAUUCCCUUGAAAGAGUCGUGACGUUUGAGGACUUAAUUCAGCAGAGGUAUAUGCAUAUUGUGCACUCAGUCAUUAAAAAGCCAGAUUUCACUUAACUCAUGGAGAAGGUCUACCUUUUCAAGAACACUCUAAAUGUUCUAUCAUAUGAUCUAGAUCAACAGUCUUUUAAGAUUAUAUAUUUAGAAAAAGAGCUCAAGAGAGUUAGGUUCCAUUAGGAUAUGGCAAACAGUGUGACUCAGAGGGAAUUAAACAACAAAUAAAUAAGUGAUCUUUCUAAAGUCUUAGCGAGCAUUAAGGAUGCAAUGGUAAAGAUGCAGAGAGGCAACGAUGAGCUGGUUUAUACUCUUAGUAGGCUAGAAAAGAGCGUUUAUAAUGAAAUUGACACAACUGAUAAUCUUUAUGUUAAAGCCAAGAGUGACAGACAUUAAGCUAUCUCUGGACAAGUGUUCUAUGACAUGCGAGAAGUAGAUGAGAUAUUUGAUCAUUUAGAGGAUCAUGGUGUGGGAAAAAGCAGUGCAUGGAACUCACUAUUAAACUAUGGAAUGAUGAUGGUAAUUGGAGCAUCUAUCUACAUCUGGUGCUAACUCAAUAAAUAUGAAAAUAGAUUCAAAUGA